AUGGCUGCGCUGGCUCGGAGCGUGCUGGUGACAGGGUCCAACCGGGGCAUUGGACUGGAGCUUGUGCGGCAGCUCGCCGCCAGCCCCCGCCCCCCCCAGCACAUCUUUGCCACCUGCCGCGACCCCAAGGGUCCAAGAGGGAAGGCCCUACAAGAAUUAGCUGCCCAGCACUCCAGCAUCAAACUGGUCCAGCUAGACACAGUGAAUUUGCCCAGCAUCCAAGGGGCCAUGCAGGCUGUGGGCUAUCAUCUGAAGGACCAAGGCUUGAACCUCCUCAUCAACAACGCAGGCAUCAGCUCCCACGCCACACUGCAGUCCCUGGACUCGCAGGAGAUGCUCGAUGUGUUUGCCACCAAUGUGGUUGGACCACUCCAGGUUGUGAAGGAAUUUCUGCCACUCCUGGAGCAAGCGGCGAAGGGUGCAGGGAAGGAGGGUCUGAGCUGCAGCCGGGCUGCUGUCAUCAACAUCUCCAGCAAACUGGGCUCCAUCGGGCUGUGCCUCAGGGUGCCAGAGGCCCCCAUGUACCCGUACCGGGCCAGCAAGGCUGCCCAGAACAUGGUGACGAGGUGCUUGGCUGCGGAACUCCAGGUCAAGGGGAUCUUGUGCAUGGCCAUCCAUCCUGGCUGGGUGAAGACUGACAUGGGCACAGAGGAGGCACCGCUGACAGUGGAGCACAGCGUGAGGGGCAUCCUGACUGUGCUGGCCAGCCUCUCACAGGACACCUCCGGAACCUUUCUCGACUGGGAAGGGAACAGCCUGCCCUGGUGAGGGGAAAAUGGACAGCACCUCUUGCCCAUGCUGGAGCCUCUGCUCGCUGGCUCAUCACCCUGCAUGGUCAGCCCUGUUCACCCUCAGCCCUCCCCACACUGCCGGGGAGAGGGAAUCAGUUUGGGAAACAGCCUCUCCUUUCCCAUGCCAUGUGUUCCCUGUGGUCCCUCUGUACCCCCACCUCUGUAAACUCUGGCAGCUGAUGCCUCUCUGC
Molecule: messenger RNA, 982 nt
Organism: Cyanistes caeruleus (blue tit)
Lineage: Eukaryota; Metazoa; Chordata; Aves; Passeriformes; Paridae
Source: RefSeq, a predicted model, not a curated record